GUCCCAACGGACUAGUUAGAGGGGCCUAAAGAGACAAGGUUUAUUUAGGGUUUAACUGCUGAAUAUACAAUCCAGUUUCUUUAUAGGAAAACCACUGGAGUUAAAGAACUAAUAGGAUUUUAGGCUUGUUUAUAUAUCUAAGAGAAGAUGAUAGCACCAAAAUCCAUAAUCAACAAAGGGAGACUGCUGUAAUGCUGAAAACCUCAAGCCAUGUGUAACCCAUGGGUGGCGUGGUUAGGAGUGCUGCCACUCUUCAUCCUGUUAACUCAGGCAGCCCUCAAACCAGCAAUGCCUCCGGUGAUCGACAGCCAGCCUUUCAGCAUUUUCUGGGCAGCCCCAACAAUGUACUGUAUGCCUUUCUUCAACGUGAAUAUGAAUCUUCAAGUAUUUAACAUUAUAUCAAAUCCUUUAGAGACUCAGAGUGGGUCAAAAAUUGCCAUAAUUUAUCCAAACGAAUUAGGGUAUUACCCUUACUUCUCUCAAGAUGGAAAAUCCUUUAAUGGAGGAAUACCGCAGAACGUGAGCCUUUCUGAACAUCUUAGGAAAGCUGCUGAUGACAUCGGAGAAGCAGUCCCUUGGUGGAGAUCAGAAGGACUUGUUGUUAUUGACUGGGAAAGUUGGAAACCCCAAUGGGAUAGAAAUCGGGGCAGCCGAAUAAUAUAUAACAACCACUCUUUAGCCUUCACUAGAAACCAUCAUCCUUAUUGGUCAGAAAUGAAAGUGGAAACAGUUGCCCGAGAGGAAUUUGAAAAUGCUGGAAAAAAUUUCAUGAACGUUACUCUCACAUUGGCUUUAGAAAUGAGACCAAAAUGUUUAUGGGGCUUUUAUCUCUACCCAGACUGCUACAAUUAUGAUUACAGAAUAAAUCCAGAGACGUACACAGGUAAUUGUCCGAAUGAUGAAAUUCUCCGCAAUGACCAACUCCUGUGGCUGUGGGAGAAAAGCGCAGCGCUUUAUCCUUCAAUAUAUUUGGAUAAAAUACUGAAGUCAAGCUUAAAUGCUUUGAAAUUUGUUCACUAUCGGGUGAGAGAAGCCAUGAGGAUUGCUGAAAUGGCUAGACAUGACUAUGUUUUGCCGGUUUUUAUUUUUUCCAGACCAUUUUAUUUGCAUAGUACUGAAGCUCUAUCACAGGAGGACUUAGUGCAUACAAUUGGCGAAAGUGCUGCAUUGGGGGCAGCGGGAGUAAUAUUGUGGGGAGGAUAUGAAUAUUCUGCUUCAAAGGAGAGCUGCUUAUCUAUGCAACAAUCUAUCCGAGGGCCUUUGGGCCGUUAUGCUGUGAAUGUGACAUCAGCAGCCAAGCUCUGCAGUCAGAGUCUAUGUAACAAUCAUGGAAGAUGUAUUCGAAAAACACCUGAGUCCUCCUUCUAUCUGCAUAUGCCUGAAAGCAGUGGUAAGAAAUAUGUUCUAAACAAGAGUUUCAGAUUCAUCAUUUCUGAACACAAUAAACAGAAGACAAUAACAGCCAUGAAGAAUGGAUUUGUGUGUCACUGCUAUUACGGCUGGCAUGGACCAUCUUGUCAGGAUCACUCUUCAGAUCUCCUAAGAGAGAUGAAUAAGGCUCCUACUGUUAACUUCAAUUUAUUAGUUUUUCUCAGUAUGGCUUUUCCUGUGAUCCUGCUAAAAAUUUUUUUUAGCCCUUACUACAAUGCCAAUUUUUCCUUGAAAUACUAAACAGUAGCAAGUGUUGAUUUUUUUCAACCUCAAACCUCUCCCAAAAUAUGUAUUGACUUUAAAGUAAAAAAUAAAAAUAAAAAAGGUA
This is a messenger RNA of Macaca mulatta (Rhesus monkey), 1759 nucleotides long. It is a transcript of the gene HYAL6, whose product is annotated as hyaluronidase-4. Gene Ontology annotation, molecular function: hyalurononglucosaminidase activity. Gene Ontology annotation, cellular component: cytoplasmic vesicle. The record is from RefSeq and is a predicted model, not a curated record. Gene Ontology annotation, biological process: hyaluronan catabolic process; carbohydrate metabolic process. Lineage: Eukaryota; Metazoa; Chordata; Mammalia; Primates; Cercopithecidae.